This is a messenger RNA of Suillus clintonianus, 1627 nucleotides long. Its product is annotated as cytochrome P450. The transcript has 4 exons. The record is from RefSeq and is a predicted model, not a curated record. Gene Ontology annotation, molecular function: heme binding; monooxygenase activity; iron ion binding. NCBI's taxonomy places the organism in Eukaryota, Fungi, Basidiomycota, Agaricomycetes, Boletales, Suillaceae. Bases 153 to 1472 code for a protein of 439 amino acids.
ACAAAACUACACAGCGAAUUGUGGGUACAGGAAUGCCCGGAGGGCCCUUGCGAAUUCUAAGCAGUUGAAUACAAGGUAUCUUUGCCAUGGAAGGUGCCGAGCACAAAACUUUAGUGAGAACAGCACUUGAUAUCUGAAGAAACAAUAUUAAUAUGGUCCCGCAGAGGAAGUUAAUUGCACCGGCCUUCUCAACACAAUCGAUCAAAGCCAUGACUCCCAUAUUCUUUCAGAAAGCUGAAGAAUUACGGGACAAAUGGGAGAGUUUCGCGUCUUCUCCCACAUUAAUCGAGGAUGCGAGAUUCCCUCCCCUUCCUGCACCACCUUCCUCUUCUUCUCCUUCUUUUGCUGAGGCAGUGAUCGACGUCGCUCACUGGUUCUCCCGUGCAACAUUCGACGUGAUGGGUUUGGCAGGCUUUGACUACCACUUUCAUUCUCUCCAACAUGAAUCAGAAGAAGUCUACUUAGCCUACAGAGAUAUGUUCAGGCUCGCUGACAAGGGUCCCAAAUUGCGAGAACUCGUCCAGCUUUAUUUCCCGAUCAUCGAGAAGAUAUUUCCUAAUGAAGCCACUCGCGUCACAAAGCAAAGUCAGCGCACAAUUAGCGAAGCUGGUCAACGGCUCAUUCAAAGCAAGAAAUCAGCCAUUCUUGCUGAAAAAGCGAAUGCGAGCGAGAUCAAAGAAAAAGACAUUCUUAGUCUACUCAUCAAAUCAAACCUAUCGGUGGAUGUUUCUGGGCGACUUUCUGACGCAGACCUUCUAGCCCAACUCUCAACAUUCCUUUUUGCCGGCUCUGACUCUACAGCUCUUACCAUGUCCUGGUGCAUCCACCUCCUUUCCCUCCACCCUAAUGUCCAAGGUCGUCUACGCACCGAAUUAGGCUCGCUGUCUCCUUGUGCAUCCAAUUCAAUGACAGGGUAUUCUGCACAGUCACACUCAGAAGCCAUCGACGGGCUUCCUUUCCUCGACGCAGUGGUCCGCGAAACACUGCGUCUGUGCCCUCCCGUGCACGGUACAAUGCGAGUUGCCACUCGUGAUGACAAUAUCCCAAUAUCUUCACCCAUAGUUCUCCGUAAUGGUACAAUUAUUCACCCGGGCGAGACCAUCCAUAUCCGCAAAGGCUCUUAUGUGCACAUUCCCAUCGAGGCUUCAAACUUUAGCACUGACAUCUGGGGCAAGGAUGCAAGAAUAUUCAACCCUGAUCGCUGGGUUUCUCUGCCUCACACCGCACGAGCUCCCUCGCAUCCAGGAAUCGCGAACUUGAUGACAUUCUCAUUCGGUCCACACGCUUGUCCAGGCUGGAAGUUCUCAAUGUUGCAAACCAAGAUAUUCCUUGCGACUCUCAUCCCUCAUUUUGUUUUUGAGCCCGCUGCGGAUAUACAAAAGUUCAACGCGAUUCUGACACGGCCGUAUGUGUUUGAUCAAUAUGAAUUUGGCACACGGCUACCUAUAAAGAUCGGACGAGUAAAUCUUUGAUAUUUGUAGAUGGGUACAUUCCGAGACAUUGUUGUGGUAAAACCUAUCGUAGUGUAUCCUUAUUGUAACCUAAAGUAUUCAUCUGGUCCGACGAAUCAAAGGAACGGGUAGAUAAUCAUGGGCUAAAUGAUGGACUACAUUCUCGUGGUAGGGUC